This is a messenger RNA of Kickxella alabastrina, 1372 nucleotides long. RefSeq lists its product as uncharacterized. The record is from RefSeq and is a predicted model, not a curated record. The transcript has a single exon. Bases 194 to 1141 code for a protein of 315 amino acids. Lineage: Eukaryota; Fungi; Kickxellomycota; Kickxellomycetes; Kickxellales; Kickxellaceae.
AGUUCUCUAACACUGCGGCAGGGCAGCACGACGAGUCUGAGUCUCAGUCACAGCCCCGCCUCCGCUUCAGCCGGAAGAGUCUCAGUCCACACGGGUCACGCUGAAGCAGGUCAACCAAUGGAGCGAGAGCCGCGUGUGCAAAUGGGUUCGCGAGCAAGGCUUUACCAAAUACGAGGCGUCAUUCCGCGAAAACAUGAUUAACGGCGAGGCUCUGGUCGAGCUGGACUACAACCUACUAAAGGACCUAUCAGUGCGAACGGUUGGCGAGCGUGUGCGGCUCAACUUGGCCAUCAAGCGACUGCGCCAGCAGUGUCUGCAAGUGGAGGCAGACAACGAGGCGACAGCGCGUAGCAAGCAGAGAAUGGCUGCAGAGGGGUACGCGAGCCCAAACAGCCUUACUCCACACAGCGGGAUCGACAUAAGCCCUGUGUCAGUGUCGGCCUUGCGGAACAGCCAUUCUGCAGCGGCUAGUGCAGCCGGCACUGUCAAUGCUAACGGCGCUUUAAUGAAUUGCGGGGCCAAGGACUUACCUCAGCCGCUGCGCAUCGCUCACUCGUCUGCGGCAAUCGGCGGCCCGGCAAGCAACGAGAAUGGCGCAAACCACAAUAACGGCAGCAGCAUAAUUCAGCGGGCAAACACUGACACGCGGUCCUUCAGCACGCGCGAACACAUAAAUAACCAGCACCACCCGUCGCAAACCAUUGGUGGCGUAGCAUUGCGCAGGCCAAAGACGCCGCACGACAAGGCCUCAAAGUUGGUCCAGCCACUGACUAUGUCGCCGCUUGUAUCGAUGAAUAUGCUCAAACAGGGAUCAAAGACAGGUUCUGCAAAGGAGAACGGGCAUCCAUCGCAAUCCUCAAAGUUGUCUCUCAAGACCAAUCCUGGUGCUCUAAGCGGUAUGCUGGGUGUCGAGCCCAUGUCGGCGCCCCUGCCGCGCAUGCGCAUGAUAUCAAAUACAUUCCGGCAGCUAUCAACGUCGGCGUCUCCACCGCCAAGCACGCCGUGCAGGCGCUCAGGGACGCUGUUGAGUCAAAAUUAUCUUCGAAGUACGGGUCAGGCGAGGACGCCGAUCGCCUGGGCCUGCAGUUCCAGGAGUUCUUUGGCACUGAGAUCAAUGUGGCAAACCUGGCCGACUCGCUGACUGUCAAGACCUGGCAGGUGACCAUUUCGGGACCUGAUAACCAGGUGCGCCAGGUGACGAUCAGCAUGGGGAGCUUGGCCGCCACUAUCCUUGACAAAGUGCGGGGUGAAUUCGACCUAAACAACGACUCGGACGGAGAGCAGUACUCGCUGUUCAGCAUGACCAGCGAAGGAGGCGGUGCUAGGUGCCUGAGCAACGAUGAGCUGACCAAGCUGUUCGCUGACCCAGAGG